UUGUAUUUACUGCGCAACUGUUUUGUUGCCAUACAUCCUUGACAACAUACAAAGUAAUCAAGGGAAACAGCCUUGCUAACACCAAAACACACUAACAGGUUAUCCAGAUUGGAGUAAAGUUAAUAAGUGAAAACAACCAAAGACAAUAUGAGUCAAAGACAAGUGUUGCAAGUGUUUGAGCAGUAUCAGAAAGCAAGAACUCAGUUUGUACAGACUGUUGCUGAACUUGCAAGUCGACCACAGAAUAUUGAGACAUUACAAAAUGCAGGUGUCAUGUCACUUCUGCGACCUCUCUUGUUGGACAUUGUACCUACUAUCCAACAAACUGCUGCACUGGCCCUAGGUAGACUUGCCAAUUACAAUGAUGACCUUGCAGAAGCAGUAGUCAAAGGAGACAUUCUUCCACAGUUGGUCUAUUCUCUUGCUGAACAAAAUAGAUUUUACAAGAAAGCAGCUGCAUUUGUAUUAAGAGCUGUAGCCAAACAUUCUCCACAGCUAGCUCAAUCUGUGGUAGAUUCAGGAGCAUUGGAUGCCUUAGUUAUUUGUCUAGAAGAGUUUGAUCCUGGUGUGAAAGAGGCUGCAGCCUGGGCAUUAGGCUAUAUUGCAAGACAUAAUGCUGAACUUGCCCAGGCAGUAGUUGAUGCUGGUGCUGUUCCUCUAUUGGUUCUAUGUAUACAAGAACCUGAGCUUUCUCUGAAAAGAAUUGCUGCUUCAGCUCUCAGUGACAUUUGUAAACACUCUCCAGAGCUGGCUCAAACUGUAGUGGAUGCUGGAGCUAUUGCACAUCUGGCUCAAAUGAUUCUGAACCCUGAUGCUAAACUCAAGAGACAAGUAUUCUCAGCUCUAAGUCAGAUAUCUAAACACUCAGUAGACUUAGCUGAAAUGGUUGUAGAGGCAGAAAUCUUCCCAGCGGUACUGACAUGUCUGAAAGAUCCUGAUGAAUAUGUUAAGAAAAAUGUUGCAACACUGAUUAGAGAAAUUGCUAAACACACACCAGAGCUUGCCCAGUUGAUUGUGAAUGCUGGAGGAGUUGCAGCCGUUGUUGAUUAUGUUGGAGAAUCUAAAGGAAAUGUUCGAUUACCAGGAAUUAUGAUGUUAGGUUACGUAGCAGCACAUUCAGAAAAUCUAGCCAGAGCCGUUAUUGUUUCAAAGGGAGUAACACAGCUAGCUAUAGCACUAUCAGAGGAACCAGAGGACCAUAUACAGGCUGCAGCAGCGUGGGCCUUAGGACAGAUUGGACGACACACACCUGAACAUGCUAAGGCAGUAGCACAUGCUAAUGUAUUACCUAAAUUAUUACAAUGUUAUUUAAGAGCAGAUGCAUCAGAAGAUCUACAGACAAAGAGCAAAAAAGCACUGAAAAAUAUUCUCCAAAAAUGUGUACAUUUACCAGCACUGGAACCAUUACUACACGAUGCUCCUCCAAAUAUACUGAAACAUGUUGUCGGACAGUUUAGUAAAGUAUUACCACAUGAUUCUAAAGCUAGGAAAUUAUUUGUCACAAGUGGAGGACUUAAGAAAGUACAAGAAAUUAAAGCUGAACCAGGAUCGGCACUGGCUGAAUAUGUUAACACAAUCAAUAACUGUUAUCCAGAAGAAAUUGUCAAAUAUUACUCCCCAGGAUAUUCUGAAAGUCUUUUGGACAGAGUGGACCAGUAUCAGCCACACUAAUAAGCACACAGACAUCAAAUAACAUUAUUUUCAUCAUUUCAUAUAUUCAUUAUCAUCCUGUGUAUGUAUACAAUUGACCAAAGCAAGGAAAGACAAACUAUCUAUGUACUGAAGAAAUGUUUAAAUUGUUGCUUAAAUGUGUAGUGUUUAUAAUUGUUGAACAAGUUAAGGCGACUCAAAUGAUAUUAAAAGAAAAAGCUGCGAAAGAAGUUUAUCAUUAGAAAAUCAGAUAAUUUAAAAAAAAAAGUGAAAAAGGACAUACAUUAUUAUCCCUUUAGUUAUAAAGACCAAGGAGGUUAUACCUUGUAAAGACAUACAAAAACAGAAAAGCAUUUUUUUAAAUAUGUCUUAGAAAAUAGGGAAUUGUACUCAAUGGAUGGGGAGGGAAAAGGGAUAUAAUUUUUAAAGUUAUUUGUUAGAAGGGCAUAUAGAAUUGAAGGAAACUGCUCACUGCAUUUUUUUCGGUACCAUAAAUGCAGAAUCAAGCUGGAGCUGGUUUUAAAUUAAAUAGUUGCUAUCGUUUGAUAAUUGAUGAAAAAGAGCAAAGUUAUAACAAGAUACUGACAUGCUACAAUCAUUGCCAAUGGCUACAGAAACAUUGUCAACUAGAAAUGUUAUAUAAUGUUUUAUUAACGUAAUGCAUUUGUAAAUUGCCAAUGCAUUUGAAUUAAGUCUCUGACAGAAAAUAAGAACCAAUCUUAUCCAAGCAAUUGACUCCAUUUUAAAAAGAAAACAUCAAGUUUGCUUUAUGAUAGUACUGAAUUCAACAAACAAACAAAAUGAGACUUGAUGGAAUCAUGUUUUUAUAACUUUUUAUAUUGUUCUUAUGUUGUUUGGAGAAGUUGAUUAUUUAUUUAUUGUAAGUACUAUCAGCAAACAAAGCAUCUGUUAUUUGUUGAAUAUUUUAUAUUAUACUUGGAAGAAAAACUAUGAUUAAAUUAAAAUUACAAAUUUUUAGACUAA
Messenger RNA from Mytilus trossulus (common blue mussel), 2634 nucleotides. RefSeq names its product sperm-associated antigen 6. Bases 148 to 1671 code for a protein of 507 amino acids. The record is from RefSeq and is a predicted model, not a curated record. Gene Ontology annotation, cellular component: microtubule cytoskeleton. The transcript has 9 exons. Gene Ontology annotation, biological process: cilium movement. Gene Ontology annotation, molecular function: microtubule binding. Lineage: Eukaryota; Metazoa; Mollusca; Bivalvia; Mytilida; Mytilidae.